This is a messenger RNA of Klebsormidium nitens, 3554 nucleotides long. NCBI's taxonomy places the organism in Eukaryota, Viridiplantae, Streptophyta, Klebsormidiophyceae, Klebsormidiales, Klebsormidiaceae. The record is from the annotation of a GenBank genome assembly.
GCUUGCUGAUGUCGACUUCUUGCCAUUUUCUUCUCCUCAACACCUGCGGUAGUAGGCUUCAGGCUUCAGGCCGCCGCUUCUCUGCUUAAUAUCAGAAUAAAGAAACUGGUUGGAAGGGCAGAUUCGACAAAAAGUCGUUGAUGGCUUUGAUAGUGGCUGCAAGCUGCAUGUGUGUGCUUGAUUGCCUGAGAACAAUGCAGUAGUUGUUUGCUUGGGUGCAUGUGCACAGUGGCAUGAAUAAAUUCGGCUCUCGUUGGGCGGCGACGGCCCUGGUGAUCGUGGUCGGGGCCGUUCUUCUAGCCUUCUAUGGCACAACGAGGAAACCUCAGGAGCUCUUGCUACUCCAGAACGCUGUAAAGCAGCUCCUAACGUGCACGGGGCCAGGAUGUGGGGCCAACGAUGUCGCUUCCGGUCCAGAGUGGUACAGGGAUGUACAGACGGUGCCGUUGGAUGCGAAGAAGCUGGAGGCAGGGAGUAUUACCUGGACUCAGGCGGCAGCGGACGUCAUCGUCGGGGAGAUUGUGAGGGUGCAGUUUCCUGAAAACUGCAGCUCCACCAAGUGGCUAGCAAUCCAGCAGCUGAGCGAUGACGUCCUGUACGAGUACCAGAACUUCCUGGCGCUCCUCGUCUUUGGCGCCUCGCUCGGCUACACAGUCGUUCCGAUCCAUGACAGCCCCAUGCUGCCUUAUGCCACCUGUCGCGACAAGAGCCUGCACUGUUACUUCCAGCCUUUCACGAAGUGUUCCCUAUACAAUGAACCGGAGCGUCUAGUCCGAUUUGGGGACGCAUUUUAUGAGUACACACACGGGCGCGACUUUCUGCACCGUGAUAUGGGGAAGGUGGUGAGAGGGGACUGGGGAGACCAGUUGCUGACGCUCAUACCGUAUGGACCACACUACCCCAACGAACAGCCGUACAAACAUGAGUGGCUCUCGGCCCUGUGGGAGCGUCUUGCCGCCACAGGCGACGUCACGGUCGUGGGGGGGGGCCAAGCCAGCCCAGAACACAUCGAAGCGAUGGUGUUCAGCGUUGUCUCGGACUGGAUGUUCAAGCCGGUGGGGAGGAUUGAGGAUCAGGCAGCGGCGAUUUUAGCGCAGCAGGGGGGGACGAAGUACCCCGUUCUGGGCCUGGAGAUGCGCACCGGGUAUGGCGGGGGCCCGGAGAGGUUUGGGGACCUUGGCCAGGUAGACGUGCUGGCGUACGACGGGAAGAAGAUGGGGCGACUCAUCAAGGAUCUGCGGUGGGCGUUUAAAACCGGUGCCGACAAUGCGGGCCACUCCUGGAAUUCGUCCUUCGUCAUCACCGACUCGGACUUUUUCUUAGAAGAGCUGAUUGAGAAAUCGGACACGCUCGGCGUGGCCGCGGCCUCUAACAUCCUUUACGACCAGCUAGCGGCGGACAAGAGUGACGUCGUCGUUCGAAGGGGGUUGAGAGGCCGGGGGACCCCCCUGGGCGGUUUUGGCAAGCAGAGGCGGCUACGGCAGAAGCUCGGAGGAGGCUUACCGGGCGGAGAUGAAAGUCGGAGAGAGUUGUGGUCGUCGAGUAGCCGACCUGGAAACGGUGCAGUUAGUGGGGUGUCUGAUGCAGGGGUAGGGCAGAGAGACAAAGUUAAUAGAAGCGGACUUUCUACUUUGUACAACAGAGUGUCAGAGGCGUUUAGCGGUACACAUUGUGGGAGUCUGAGCUCCAACGACUCUGUUACUUGUAGGAGCUUAGUCCGCUUGUGCCGAGUACUUUCCUCACUCGGCCACCAAUUGAUUGAUAGAGUUCAAGGACCUAAGAAGGGUCUCGGUCUAAUAACAGCAAUAGAGAUGGCGACUCCGUUUGAUCAUGCGAGGCUGAGAAGCUUUCCUGCGUCUCGCCGAAAGCUGAGCCAAGUCGACGCCGUCGACAGCAAGCCGCCUGUAGAAACUUCAGAUUCUCCUCUCCAGAAAGCUGGCGCGAGUAAGGAACUAGAGACGGGGGAUUUGUUUGGACGUCCGGAGAGCGGCCAGGACUGGUCCGGGCCCGAGGCUCGCCGGCACGCCGAGGACCGCGCGCUAGCGAACGCGCUCAUCCUUUCACGGCUGUCCGACUACGCAAUUAUCUCCUCACGGUCCAACGUAGGCAGGUUAGCCGCCCAGGUCAUCAGCGCCCGUAAGCGGGUUACGCAAACCGGGCCACUGGGGCCGGUUGUGCACUCUACCACGGGGGGUGGAUUGGUUAACCCGCUGGGCGCGAGCGCGGGCCCCGGGCUGCCAGGUGGCACUCUGAGAUGGAGCAACACGGUCGAGAAGUUGGUGUACGAGGAACUAGAUCGGACGCAGUUCCCAGAGGACUGCGAAAAUGCUCGGUGGCUGAUGACCAGGCCGCACAAUCAAGGCGUUGCCCUCAACUUCCACUCAUAUCAAAUGGCACUCCUCCUGGCGGUCUCCCUCGGGCGCACCCUCGUCGUCGAUUCUUCGGAAGCUCCACAGCAGCCGUCCGAUAGCGGUGCCUGCGUCCUUGAAACGCUCGAAACGCUCUUCGAGCCCCUCUCCGGUUGCAAGUACGAUGCCCCGAGCGUGGGCGACUCCGAGGUCACGCUGACGUGGCAGGGGGCAAUGGUGACGUCAGCGGAGGCGGCGCAGAAGCGGGUCGUUCGGCUGGAGACGGUCGUCCCGACGCCGAGCGGGUUUGUCGACCGGGGGGAGUCGUGGGUGGAGCCCACGUGGUGGGAGGCCUUCCUCGAGAAUCUCAUCGUGGCAGGCAAUCUGCGGCUGGAGGGCGGGGGCGACGUCCACGGGGCCCCGUUCUUGGACCUGCACUUCAUGCUGUGGUCCAUCACGACCCAGUGGAUGUGGCGGCCGCAGGCGCGCGUACGCGAGAUUACUGACGCAAUCAAGUGCGCGUGGCCCGACAGGAGAGAGCCCACCGUGGCUGUGCACGUCAGGAGAACGGACAGGGGGUGGGGCGACGGUUUCUUCCGCGAGCAUCACCGGUUCCGGGACCUGGGGGAUUACGGCAGGGCAGUGGAAAAGCUCGAGGCGGACUGGGGCAUCCACUGGCCGAGCGUCUUCCUCUUUACCGACACCGCGAGCGUUCUCCGGCAGGCGGCCGCAAACGCGACCGAUCUCGGCUUCACGGACUCGGAACGGCAAGUGAUGUACAAUCCUCUGGUGGAACUGGACCCCAUCACGGUGCACCAAAGCCAUCUGAACGUGCCAUGCCCGCAGAGGAACCAGAUCAUGCAACACUAUGUAGCAGAAUUGACACUUGCGGCAGAGGAGGCGGAUUAUGCUGUGUUUGCGGGGUCGGCGAGCGGGGCACGCAUAGUGUGGGAGAUAAUGGCCGCGCAUAGGCAGUUUGGGCAAACGAAAGCAGACGGCGACCUCGUGCACUCACUGGAUACUGGAUGGUACUAUGAGUGGUAAUUUUGUCCAUCAUGCAACAGGUUUGUCAAACUGAGUUGUGGUUCUCGAUGGUAUCACAAUGAUAGAAUGCCCUUUUCUUCGGAGAAGAGACGCCACUGUUUAAUUGCUGGGCUCCUGCUUACCAUCGAGCUAGCUACCAUGAACCAUGUUUCUUGCAGCCGC